AUGGACCAUCACACUUCCUUCACUCGACGAUCCACCUCUGUUUUUCAUGCAUUGCUUACGACCAUCUUCCUUUUCGCUUCCCCUUCAACGUCCGAAAAAGCUCCAUAUACCACAUUUGCGAAAAGCGCCAUCCAAGCUCCGUUGGAGACAUCCUAUGACUACAUAGUAAUCGGGGGUGGGACUUCUGGAUGUGCAUUGGCUGCCACACUUUCACAAAGCGCAAAAGUUUUAGUACUCGAAAGAGGUGACUUGCCCUAUGGAAUCCCCUCCGUUAACACCAUAUACGGCUUCCUAGACACACUUGCUAACCUUGGUCCCACCUCAGCUUCUCAGACGUUUGUGUCCACAGACGGGGUGGUCAACCAAAGGGCUCGCGUUCUGGGUGGUGGAUCUGCCUUGAACGCGGGCUUUUUCACCAGGGCGAGUCCAGACUUUGUUAACCAAGCAGGGUGGGACCCGAAACUUGUGAAAGAGUCUUACGAGUGGGUGGAGAAGAAAGUUGCAUUUAAACCAAAAGUUAUGGCAUGGCAGGCCGCGGUUAAAGACGGAUUGUUAGAGGCCGGAGUGUUGCCCGAUAAUGGCUUUACUUUUGACCAUCUAUAUGGGACCAAAGUGGGAGGUAGCAUUUUUGAUGUGAAUGGGAGGAGACACACGGCCGCGGAUUUACUUGAGUAUGCUGACCCGAGCAACAUUACUAUUUACUUAAACGCUACGGUGCACCAAAUUUUAUUCAAAACGGAUGGACUAGUCCGAAGAGCUCAAGGAGUGUUGUACGAGGAUAUGGAUGGCAAAAAACACAAGGCAUUUCUGAAUGAAGGCUCGAUGAUGAAUGAAAUUAUAUUAUCAGCAGGGACACUUGGGAGCCCACAGUUGUUGAUGUUGAGUGGUAUUGGGCCUUCCGAGCAUCUAAAGAGCCAUGGGAUCGAAGUUGUUUUGGACCAGCCCAUGGUUGGACAGGGCUUAUCUGAUAACCCAAUGAAUCUAGUACUCGUUCCUUCUAAACAGCCCGUAGAGGUUUCACUGAUUGAGGUUGUGGGCAUUACCCGAUUCGGGAGCUUCAUUGAAUCUGCCAGUACCCAUAUUAACUUGCCAUUACUUCAAAAAAUCGGUUCAUAUUAUGAUAGACAUUUAGCUAACCAGCUUAACAAGAUAAAAUCCAUUAUUGGGCAUCGCUUUAACUUGGAUCUACAAGGACUUAAUGCCGGGAUCAUACUCGAAAAGGUGAUGGGCCCACUCUCUUUUGGAGAUCUUAAGCUUGAGACGAACAAUCCUAGUCAUAAUCCUAAGGUUACAUUUAACUAUUUUAACGACCCUAGAGACCUCCAAAGAUGUAUUCAAGGUAUGGAAAUGAUUGUGAAGGUGUUGGAAUCAAAAGCAUUGUCAAAGUUCCGAGAUCCUUCAAUCUCGGUUAGAGAGUUGUUGGCUUUGAUCGUUGCACUACCUCUCAACUUGAGACCUAGACAUGUCAAUGCCGCUUAUGAUUUAGAAAACUUUUGCAAAGACACGGUGAUGUCUAUAUGGCAUUACCAUGGAGGAUGUCAAGUCGAUAAAGUUAUUGAUCGUAACUAUAAAGUUAUCAGUGUGGAUGCGUUGCGUGUAAUUGAUAGUUCAACUCUACUGAAUUCUCCAGGAACAAAUCCGCAAGCUACUAUGAUGAUGCUCGGAAGGUAUAUGGGCUUACAAAUGAUAGCACAAAGAUCGGCAUUCGGAAAGAUGUAGAGAAAAAAAAAUGUUAUUCUCUUAAUUGAUUAUAUAUGAAGCACUCGUUUUCUUAUUUAUAUUUCUUUACAUUUCUUUUUUGGGGUUGAGACUGUGGUAUGUAUUUCAUAUAUUUGUUCAUG
This is a messenger RNA of Erigeron canadensis, 1841 nucleotides long. RefSeq names its product protein HOTHEAD-like. The coding region runs from base 1 to 1719 and encodes 572 amino acids. Gene Ontology annotation, molecular function: flavin adenine dinucleotide binding; oxidoreductase activity, acting on CH-OH group of donors. Lineage: Eukaryota; Viridiplantae; Streptophyta; Magnoliopsida; Asterales; Asteraceae. The record is from RefSeq and is a predicted model, not a curated record. The transcript is spliced from 5 exons.